Penicillium olsonii is the source of this 951-nucleotide messenger RNA. NCBI's taxonomy places the organism in Eukaryota, Fungi, Ascomycota, Eurotiomycetes, Eurotiales, Aspergillaceae. The record is from the annotation of a GenBank genome assembly.
AUGUUCAGUCACUUAGUCACUGCUGCGAAGGGCAUAUUCACGCGACACCCCGAUCAUCCCGUUGACAACUCCGAAAUGGUCACUACCCGUCGGGGAGACGUCACCCCCAUGUCUGCUGGCAAGCGCAAGUCUCGGCCUACGAGCGCGGGAAACCCCGACAGCCAGGAAACCAAGCGCCAAAAGAGCAGUCCUCAGGCUGCCAACACACCCACAGAGACUUCAUCGGAUACAGAAGAGACACCCAACGUAAAUGGGGCGAAUGCGCCUGCGGGGAAGAAGAUUCGAUUCGGCAGCGAAGAGCCCGAACCGAUCGACACACAGCCAGAGGAGACCCCAGAAGCACCACAGGAAGAUGAAGAUUCGGACAGCGACGACGAUGCGCCAGAGGCCAUCGACAACUCUGCCCAACUAUCGAAAAUGAAGGAGCAGGCAAAGAAGCAGGAAGCAGCGAGGCAAUUAGAGGAAAAGGCCAAGAGAGAGAAGCGACGGAAACUCGACGAGCGUCGCAAGCAGCAGGCCAAGGCGAAGGAGGUCCCGGUCGAUGACAUGAUGUCCGAGAGCACCACUACUCUCCAAGGCGAAACUACACAGGAUGCACGACGAGCCGCCCUCCCCGCUCUGCUUCCCGACGACAUUUUGAACGCCGAGCCCGUUAUUCGCCCUCCCACACCCCCUCUGGAAGAUCUGUUCGCCAUGCCCAAAAAGUCAAAUAAGCUACGAUUCUUGGACAAGACAGACAAGAUUCCCAAAGAUGUGAACAUGGGGGAUGUCAACAUUCGCGUACUCGAUGCGCCAUCCUCACGGAAGUCUUCUAAGCCUGCGCCUCCCCCACGGGUUUCCAAGGUUGGACGUAAUGUCAAGAGCAGCCUUCUUCAGAAGACUCGUAACACAGCGCGGAGCAAUGGCCUUCAAAAGAAAGCCAGUGGCCCUGGAGGGUUUGUUCGCCGGUGA